Molecule: messenger RNA, 2083 nt
Organism: Durio zibethinus
Lineage: Eukaryota; Viridiplantae; Streptophyta; Magnoliopsida; Malvales; Malvaceae
Source: RefSeq, a predicted model, not a curated record
CCGAUAUAUCAGAUUACCCAAUCUCCCCAAAACUUUGGAGACCUCCCACGUGUAUCUUGCUAAAAACCCGAAACCACCCCUUCCCAACAGAAUCCUUCGUUCCACCCUCAAUCAAGGUCAAAUCCGACAUUUCAGUAAUUCCCAGCCAGCAAUAGCAAAAAUUCUAGCUUUUGAAAUUUUUGCGGAGAGAAGCGGAGGUGGUCUCUGCGAUAAUAACUUGGGGGAAGCGUUUUCCGUUUCUUUUUUUCUUUGGGAAGAUCAGAGAAGAAAUUUAUUUUUCAUUUUUUUUAUAAUUAUAAAAAUGAAAAUCCCCGUAAUAUGUUUCUUAACUUCACUCUGAUCUCUCCGAUUCUCUCUCGACGCGCCACCGUCUCCUCCACCAUCGCCGCUGCUAACGCCUAGGGUUUCUUGUAAAAGGAUUCUCUAUUUAGCAGCAUAUAAGCCAUGCCAACUUUUACUGCUAUAGCUUUGGAUAGGUUGUUGGAACCUGGAGCUUCCAAAUCUGUAGACAAGUCUGGUCCUAUUUUAAACCCACCUAUCCCCAACCCUAAGCCUAUUCCUAGUCCUAAUUCAAAGAUGGAAAGCCGGAACGGUACAUCAGUAACAGAGAGGAAAGUUAAUCGCCCCCAAAUAUCACCUGCCCUCUAUGCUACUCCUGAGGCAACCCCACUACCUGAUUCGCCAUCUUCUUUCCCUCCUUCACCUUACAUCAUCAAUCACAAGCGCCGUGGGCCUCGCCUGUUGAAGAGCUUUUCCGAGGUCAAUGUUUCAUCUUGGAAAAAAAACCUUGAAGAAGAUGAGGUUAAUGGGAAUGCAAAGCUGGCAAAAACCAAGUCUGUUGAUCUAUCAAAGGAUGUUUCUGUUACUUUUAGCAUUCCUGAACUUAAUGAAGAGAAGCAUGAGAAUGCUGCCCUGAGUGUUCCUAUCAAAGUGGAGCAGCCAAAUGCUGUCCAUACCGGCUCCAUUCAAGAUGAGCACAUGAAUGGUGCCCAUCAUGGUGACUUUGGGAGCAGUAAUGGGGAAGUUGGAAGCAGCCCAAUGAGUAAUGGUUUGUCCAGGGAUAGUGCUGUGCUGAACCUUUUUCCAUUGAACAUGAACAGAUAUGGUGACAGCGAAGAUUUCUUUGAUCCAAACGAAUCAAUGAGUGUCGCAAGUAAUAUGAGCGGAGAAGAUAAUACCCGGGCAGAAAGUUCUGCAAGGUUUGCUACACCAGGGGUAGAGUUUUUUGAUGCAUGGGAUGAAUUAUCUUCUGAGAGUGGAUCACAGUCUAUUCCUCGGGACAUUGAAGCUGAAAUGCGUGAAAUAAGAUUGAGUUUACUUAUGGAGAUAGAGAAGAGGAAGCAGGCAGAAGAAGCUCUAAGUAAGAUGCGAUGUAGGUGGCAAAGAAUCAGCCAAGAUUUAGCUGUUUCUGGAUUGUCAUUGCCCUCAGAUCCCAUUGAUGUGACAGAGGAUGAACUGGUGAAUCCAGCUGAAGAACUGAGGCAGCAAGUAGGUGUUGCACGACUUGUAUCAUUAUCUGUGGGAAGUGGCAUUGCAAAGGCAGAGAUGGAGAUGGAGAUGGAAGCUCAAAUUGAAUCGAAGAAAGUUGAAAUUGCUCGAUUGUGGGACCGACUACACUACUAUGAGGCCGUGAAUCGGGAAAUGUCUCAGAGGAACCAGGAAGCUGUAGAGAUGGCACGGCGCGAUAGACAAAGGAAGAAAAGAAGGCAGAGAUGGGUGUGGGGUUCAAUUGCUGCUGCAAUUACCCUUGGGACGGCAGCCUUGGCAUGGUCUUACCUCCCAACAGGAAAAGGGUCGUCUUCUGCUGCCAGUCCUCAGGCUCCUGAUCACGAUGAUGCAUCUAAGUAAUAAUUAUUCAAUUACUAUAGCUUUGAUAACCUGCCAUCAUGGCAAGAGAAUAAGGUGCUUAUAUUCUUCCAUGUGAAUAGUAGUCUCCUGCUUUUUGUUACUAGCAAUUUCUCAGCCAUGUGCCAUCAGAAGAUGUACAGUACCAUCAAAAUAAUUUUGAGUUCUAGUUGUUCCUUUCCCCGGCAAUCUGGGAGCUGAUGAAUCAUCUAAUAAUAUUGGUCUUUUGUUACCCAAA